Molecule: messenger RNA, 411 nt
Organism: Ogataea angusta
Lineage: Eukaryota; Fungi; Ascomycota; Pichiomycetes; Pichiales; Pichiaceae
Exons: 1
Coding region: 1-411 (136 amino acids)
Biological process (GO): rRNA transcription
Cellular component (GO): nucleosome
Molecular function (GO): structural constituent of chromatin; protein heterodimerization activity; DNA binding
Source: RefSeq, a predicted model, not a curated record
AUGGCCAGAACCAAGCAAACCGCAAGAAAGUCCACUGGUGGAAAAGCCCCAAGAAAGCAACUUGCUUCCAAGGCCGCAAGAAAGUCCGCCCCAGCUACUGGUGGUGUCAAGAAGCCACACAGAUAUAAGCCAGGUACUGUUGCCCUGAGAGAAAUCAGAAGAUUCCAAAAAUCUACUGAACUACUUAUCAGAAAACUGCCAUUCCAAAGAUUGGUCAGAGAAAUUGCACAGGAUUUCAAGACCGACUUGAGAUUCCAGUCCUCUGCUAUCGGUGCUCUGCAGGAGUCUGUUGAGGCUUACCUCGUUUCCCUCUUUGAAGACACCAACCUGUGUGCUAUUCACGCCAAGAGAGUCACUAUCCAAAAGAAGGAUAUCCAACUCGCUAGAAGACUGAGAGGUGAGAGAUCGUAA